AUGUCCAGGGGAAACCAGACCCCAUCCUCUGAAGCCAUGGGCCCUUCCCGCUCUGCAGUCCUGUCCGCGAUGAGGCUCGGUCUGUGGUGGCUCCUUCUGAGCCCAGCAGGGUCAGCACAGCGAGCCUCUCAUACCCAAGCCGAGGACCGACUCUUCAAACACCUCUUUAGGGGCUACAACCGCUGGGCACGGCCAGUGCCCAACACCUCAGACGUGGUGAUCGUGCGCUUUGGGCUGUCCAUUGCCCAGCUCAUCGAUGUGGAUGAGAAGAACCAAAUGAUGACCACCAACGUCUGGCUAAAGCAGGCCCUGAAGUGGAGAUGUGCAGAUGGGGAGUUUGCGGUGACCCACAUGACCAAGGCUCACCUCUUCUCCACGGGCACUGUGCACUGGGUGCCCCCGGCCAUCUACAAGAGCUCCUGCAGCAUCGACGUCACCUUCUUCCCCUUCGACCAGCAGAACUGCAAGAUGAAGUUUGGCUCCUGGACGUACGACAAGGCCAAGAUCGACCUGGAGCAGACAGAGCAGACGGUGGACCUGAAGGACUACUGGGAGAGCGGCGAGUGGGCCAUCAUCAAUGCCACGGGCACCUACAACACCAAGAAGUACGACUGCUGCGCCGAGAUCUACCCCGACGUCACCUACUACUUCGUCAUCCGGCGCCUGCCCCUCUUCUACACCAUCAACCUCAUCAUCCCCUGCCUGCUCAUCUCCUGCCUCACGGUGCUUGUCUUCUACCUGCCCUCCGACUGUGGCGAGAAGAUCACGCUCUGCAUCUCCGUGCUGCUCUCGCUCACCGUCUUCCUCCUGCUCAUCACGGACAUCAUCCCCUCCACCUCCCUGGUCAUCCCGCUCAUCGGCGAGUACCUGCUCUUCACCAUGAUCUUCGUCACGCUCUCCAUCAUCAUCACGGUCUUUGUACUAAACGUCCACCACCGCUCCCCCCGCACCCACACUAUGCCCCACUGGGUGCGGGUGGCCUUCCUGGGCUGUGUGCCCCGGUGGCUUCUGAUGAACCGGCCUGUGCCCCCCCUGGAGCCCCGUGACCCCCCAGAUCUGAAGCCCAGCUCCUCUCAUUACUGGCUGGAGACCAACGUGGAUGCGGAGGAGAGAGAGGAGGAAAAGGAGGAGGAAGACAGAUGGGGGUGGGCAGCUCACUUAUCCCCCUCCAUGGGUGUCCUCUGUGGCCACGGUGGUCUACAUCAGGGGGCCUCAGGGCCCAGGGUGGAGGUCCAGUUGCAGGAGGGCGGGCUUCUGCUGUCACCUCGCAUACAGAAGGCACUUGAAGGUGUGCACUAUAUUGCUGAUCACCUGCGAUCUGAGGAUGCUGACUCUUCGGUGAAGGAAGACUGGAAGUAUGUGGCCAUGGUCAUUGAUAGGAUAUUCCUCUGGUUGUUUAUCAUCGUCUGCUUCCUGGGGACCAUUGGUCUCUUUCUCCCUCCAUUCCUGGCUGGAAUGAUCUGA
This is a messenger RNA of Puma concolor (puma), 1464 nucleotides long. NCBI's taxonomy places the organism in Eukaryota, Metazoa, Chordata, Mammalia, Carnivora, Felidae. The record is from RefSeq and is a predicted model, not a curated record.